Molecule: messenger RNA, 1357 nt
Organism: Cannabis sativa
Lineage: Eukaryota; Viridiplantae; Streptophyta; Magnoliopsida; Rosales; Cannabaceae
Product: ethylene-responsive transcription factor ERF107
Exons: 1
Coding region: 336-1010 (224 amino acids)
Biological process (GO): ethylene-activated signaling pathway; regulation of DNA-templated transcription
Molecular function (GO): DNA binding; DNA-binding transcription factor activity
Source: RefSeq, a predicted model, not a curated record
GAAAAAGGUGUAAAGAAUUGUUAUAAUUAUAAUAAACAUAAACUACAAAGGUAACAGGCAGCGCCCUCGGUGGCUAACUUUAAAUUUUAGUUUCGCAUUAAAUUUAUGUCGCCUUCCCAAUGCCACCAUGAUUGGACUUUAUUACAAUCUGUUUCUCCAUCUAUCCAUUCAUUCAAACUUAUAUAAUAUACAAUUAUCCCAACACAAAAUAUUACCUAUAUAUACACGUAUAAAAUACGGUAUACGUACGUACGUAUAUCUACACACAUUUAUUUAUCUAUAUAUAUUGGGUCGUUUAGAGGGUUUUUGCAUUGCCAGUAGCCCAAAAGAUAAAAAUGGAAGCCUUAGACGAAUUCUCAACUAUAGAACUUAUUCGCCAAUAUCUCUUAGAUGACUUUACUUCUACUGAAGACGCAUUCAUUGCCACUGUAACUUCUACUUCUACUUCUGAAGAUUACUCACCUCAAUUUACCACUUCUUCUUCUCCUUCUUCUUCUUCUUACCAAUUCCAGUCCGUUAAACAAGAAUAUUCUCAAUCUGAAUCUGAGUCCUAUUCCCCUGUUUCCGACGACAACCCAGAUCAAUUCCUCGACUUAAUUAUGGAACCCAAAUCCGAAACCGACCCGCUUCUAGCAUCAUCGCCAGAAUCGUCCAAUUCUUCGCCUCAGAAGACUACGACGACUGAGUACUCAGGCGAGAGAAGGCACUACAGGGGAGUUCGACGGAGGCCGUGGGGGAAGUUCGCCGCGGAAAUACGCGACCCGACCCGGAAAGGAAGCCGGGUUUGGCUGGGGACGUUCGACACCGACAUGGACGCUGCCAAAGCUUAUGACUGUGCGGCAUUCAAGCUGAGAGGUCGGAAGGCCAUUCUGAAUUUUCCUCUGGAAGCCGGACGAUCCGACCCGCCCCAGAAUACGGGUCGGGGCAGGAAUAAAAGGAAGUCGGGCCAGGACCAGGAGGCUCCGGAACCUGAGACUGAGAGUACAACGAAACGUCAAGCACGAACGUAAACCGGGGAACGUGUAAUGACGUGGCGAUUAAUGAUUGGAGAUAGUUUAUAUAUGAUUUGUGUAUGACGUGGCGGGUAAACCGGUUUGACGACGUCCAAGGGUGGAGGCGGUGAGAAAGAGACGACGUCGUUUUACUAUUUCGGGCCCAGAAAGAAAAGGUGGUUGAGUAAUGAGUGGAAAAUGUAGGAUGGCACAGCCACUCCCAAUUACCUUUGGGGUUGUUUUAAUGUAAAAAAUGAAUGUGGUUAUUAGUUUAAAAAUUAAUUAACCUGAACACUCAACAGAAAUAUUGUAAAUUUAAUUAGUAUUCGGUUUCGGUGCAAUAAUCCAUCUUAUAAGAUUUUCCA